This is a messenger RNA of Eimeria acervulina, 1341 nucleotides long. RefSeq names its product mitochondrial carrier domain-containing protein, putative. Gene Ontology annotation, molecular function: ferrous iron transmembrane transporter activity. Lineage: Eukaryota; Apicomplexa; Conoidasida; Eucoccidiorida; Eimeriidae. The transcript is spliced from 2 exons. Gene Ontology annotation, biological process: iron import into the mitochondrion. The record is from RefSeq and is a predicted model, not a curated record. Bases 1 to 1341 code for a protein of 446 amino acids. Gene Ontology annotation, cellular component: mitochondrial membrane.
AUGUACCCUGUUGAUACUGUCAAAACCCGCAUGCAAGCAUAUAGGGGGGCCCCCUCUAUGGGGGCCCCCACAAUGGGGGCAUCCUCAAUGGGGGCACCCUCAAUGGGGGCAUCCAGCUCUGCAUGCCCCUAUAAAGCAGCAGCAAGCAGCAACAGCAGCAGCAGCAGCAGCAGCAGCAGCAGCAGCAGCAUGGGGAAAGGUGCAGAGGGCCCCUGUUCAAAGGGGUAUUAUAAUGUUAGGGGGCCCCAAACAAACUCGCCUAUUAAACUCAACUUGCUGCAGCAGCCAACGUCUUCAAAUAUAAAUAAUUUGUCUCAGUCUCUCUCUUCUUUUAAAGCUGCAAUCUCUUCACAAGCACUGCAAACACAGGGGGGCCCCCAGGGGCCCCCCAUGGGGGCCCCCCAUGGGGGGGCCCCCAUGCAGACGAUUGGUAGCGAAGUAUCAUCACGAAAUCUAAUUAAUGAAGCUGCAGGGUACAACAAAGGCCCCAACGGGGGGCCCUUGGGGGCCCCCCGUUGGGGCCCAUGGUUUUAUAGAGGAGUGCUGGCUGAAGGUUAUAAAGAAAUAUUGAAGAGCAGCAAAAGAGAAGGGUUUAAAGGGUUUAUAUCUGCAGCAGCUUCUGCAGCAUGGCGUUCAGAAGCAGCAGCAGCAGCAAAUGCUGCUGCUGCUGCUGCUGGAACUCCUGCAGCAGUUCCUGCUGCUGCAGUUGCUGCUGCAGCAAGCAGCAGCACAGGAUUGAAGGUCCCUUCAAUCCUUUCUACUGCGCGGCCAGCAGCAACAAUGGCGUGGGGUACAGGUGCAGCAGCAGCAGCAGCAGCAGCAACAACAACAGGUGCAGCAAGGCCAUUGGGGGCCCUCCCCGGGGGCCCCUCUGGGGGCCCCAUAGGCGGUAGUAUAGUUGGAGGCGUAUUUAAAGGUUUAAGAUAUGUUUAUAAUGAAGGAGGCCUUCUUAACUUAUAUAGAGGAGCUGGUGCUGUUGUGUUGGGGUGUAUACCCGCCCAUGGCUGCUACUUUGCUUCGUUUGAAUUCAUCAAACAAACUCUUACGCAGCGUGCACUUCGUAAGCAGCAGCAGCAGCAGCAGCUGCAGCAGCAGCAGCAACAGGUGCUGCUGCUGCAGCAACAGCAACAGCAGCAGCAGCAGACCAAGCCGAGACUUGAUGCCAAGCAAGAAGAAACGCUGCAGCAACUGCAGCAGCAACAGCAGCACUUGCAGCAGCAGCAGCAGCACUUGCAGCAGCAGCAGCAGCACUUGCAGCAGCAGCAGCAGCAGCAGCAGCAGGUCUGUGCGGGCGUGUUUGAUGGCGACGCUGCGACUGGAGGGGCCGCUGGCUUUGUUUAG